AUGGCUCCCAAGGCGAAGUUGCUUCUCUUCCACCUUGCCCUACUCCAUGGCCUCCUCCACACACUGAUUUCCGAAGCAGCGAACGAAACCGACGCUCUGGCACUGCUUCAACUCAAAGCAAGUCUCACCGGCGACCCGCUUCAAAUCACAUCUUCCUGGAAUUCCUCCACCCACUUCUGCCAAUGGCGAGGAAUCCUCUGCGGCCGGAAGCACCAGAGAGUCACUGUACUCAACUUGCAGUCCCUUCAACUCUCCGGCACUUUAUCUCCCUACAUCGGAAACCUAACCUUCCUCCGCCGCCUCUAUCUCUUCAACAACACCCUCGCCGGAACAAUCCCCAGCGAAAUCGGCCGCCUCCGCCGUCUCGAGGAGCUCUACCUCACGAACAACUCCUUCUCCGGCGAAAUCCCUCCAUCCAUCUCCCGGUGCUCGAACCUCGUCGCUUUCGACGCCGGGUACAACCGCUUGGAAGGAAAUCUCCCGCCGGAAAUUGGGUCACUGUCCAAUCUCCGAAUCUUCUCCGUUCGCCGGAACUCUCUGGCCGGUGCGAUUCCGCCUUCGUACGGGAAUCUGUCGAGUCUUCGGGAGUUCAGGGCAGGGAGCAACGAUUUUUCCGGGAGGAUUCCAGACGAAUUAGGUCAAUUGAAGAGCCUGGAGACUUUACAUUUGACUAUCAAUUCGCUUUCAGGGGAAAUUCCUGAUUCAAUCUUCAACCUCUCGUCGUUGACAUUGCUGGCGUUAGGAGCCAAUCUGUUUUCAGGAAGUCUCCCCUGGAAUUUGGGGAUCUCUCUCCCCAAUCUCCAGAGUUUCGACGUUGCAUCCAACCGGCUGACCGGUUCGAUUCCAGGUUCGUUUUCCAAUGCUUCGAAUCUGGAGCUCGUCCAGCUACAGACCAACGGCUUCACCGGCGAAGUCCCCAGUUUUGGGAACUCCCCAUUUCUGUUCCGUUUGUCCAUGGCGGGUAACUCGCUGGGAAAUGGGGGAAACAGUAGUGAUGAUGGUGAUUUGAGGUUUCUGUCAUCACUGGUUAAUGCUACUAGUUUGGAUGCAUUGAGGUUCGACCAGAACAACUUUGGAGGGAGAUUGCCAGGAGUGAUUGGGAAUUUAUCGGUCAUGCUUCGGAUUCUUCAUGUGGGGUAUAAUCAAAUCAGUGGUGAAGUUCCAGAUGGGAUACAGAAUCUUGUUGGAUUGCAGAGGUUUGGAGCUUCUGACAGCAAUUUCUCAGGAAAAAUUCCAUCUUUCUGGGGGAAGCUUCCUAAUCUAGAAUGGCUGCUGUUGGGGUUCAAUCGGUUUAGUGGUCAGAUCCCAGUUUCAAUCGGGAACUUGACCAGGUUGAUCGUGCUUGAUUUGUCAAGAAACGAUUUGGAAGGAGAGAUUCCUGCAGUUCUAUCAAACUGCCAAUCUCUGACCACAUUGGAUCUUUCUAACAGCAAUCUCACUGGCAGGAUUCCUCCAGGGCUGAUGACGAUUUCGUCGUUAUCGGAUUUUCUCGAUCUUGGUGGCAACAGAUUGAUAGGUGAGAUUCCUGGUGAGGUGGGGAAUUUGAGAAACUUGGGUAGUCUUGGACUGUACUCAAACAUGUUGUCAGGAGAGAUUCCUAGCAGCCUGGGGAGUUGUGUCAGGAUGGAGCUUUUGUAUUUGCAGGACAAUCUCCUGAAAGGAUCCAUUCCUUCAUCUCUAAACGAGCUCAAAGGUCUCCGAGAAUUCAAUGUUUCGCGGAACAAUUUGUCUGGUGAGGUUCCAGUUUUCUUUCAGAGCUUCAGCUCACUGCAACUUCUGAACCUUUCUUACAACAGUUUCCAGGGUGAAGUACCAACUGAAGGUGUUUUCAGAAAUGCAAGUGCAAUUUCAGUAACUGGGAAUAAUAACGACAAGCUUUGUGGGGGGAUUCCAGAACUCUUUCUCCCCAGAUGCAGCUUCGAACAACCCAGAAAAGGCUCGAGCAGGAAAUCAAAGAUCAUAAUAAUCACAGUAGUCGUCGCUUCUGGUCUCGUUGCUUUACUGGUUUCUUGUAGCUUACUCCUCCUCUUUGCAAGAAGGAGAAGGAAACAACAACAUCAAGAAACAGAAAAUCCUGCAGAUGACUUGCACUGGAAGGUAUCCUAUCAAAGUCUCUCAAAAGCUACAGAUGGUUUCUCCACUGCCAACCUGAUUGGUGCGGGAAGCUUUGGUUCGGUGUACAAGGGGAUUCUCCAUGAAAGUGGAGCAGUUAUAGCCGUGAAGGUGUUCAAUCUUGCGAGGCAGGGAGCUUCCAAGAGCUUUCUGGACGAAUGCGAGGCAUUGAAGAGCAUCAGACACAGAAAUCUGGUGAAGAUACUGACUGCUUGUUCAGGGAUUGAUUAUCUCAGAAACGAGUUCAAGGCACUGGUGUAUGAGUUCUUGGAGAAUGGGAAUUUGGAGGAAUGGCUGCAUCCAACGGACCUUGCGAAUGAUGAGAAAGAUGAUGGUGGGAGAUCAUUGAAGUUGUUUCAGAGGGUGGAUGUGGCAAUUGAUGUAGCUUCAGCACUGGAGUAUCUGCAUCAUGACUGCGAGACGCCCAUUGUUCACUGUGAUGUGAAGCCAAGCAAUGUGCUUCUGGAUGGUGACAUGGUGGGACACCUUGGUGACUUUGGAUUGGCAAAGCUUGUUUCAGGAACUGUGGGCUAUUCUGCCAGCUCCAUUGGAGUUAGAGGAACUGUUGGCUAUGCACCUCCAGAGUAUGGAAUGGGGAGUAAAGUGUCGACAGAAGGAGAUGUAUACAGCUACGGAAUCCUCUUGCUGGAGAUGUUUACCGGAAAGAGACCAACAACUGAUGUGUUCACAGAGGGUUUGAAUCUUCGGGACUUCGUCAGAAGAUCACUGCAUGGAAAUUUGAUCGACAUUCUGGAUCCUGUUCUGCUCCCACGAGUUUUCAAAAAUGGCGAAGCCAGCAUUAGCAGCUCGGAGGAAACCAGCAGCAGCAACAACCUGAUACCUGAGGAGUCUCUCGUCUCCAUUCUCAAAAUCGGUGUCACUUGUUCUUCAGAUUCGCCACAUGAGAGGAUUAGUAUGAGUGAAGUAUUAGCAAGGCUUGUUUCUGUAAGGAACUUCUUCCUAAUUGCUGCUACAUCAGGGAUUCUGAGUAACGAGACGGAUCGCAUGGCAUUGCUGGAGUUCAAGGCCAUGAUUUCUGGGGACCCUUUGGGAGUCUUGAGCUCGUGGAAUGAUUCGACUUACUUGUGUCAGUGGCAUGGUGUUACUUGCUCCACAAGACACCAGCGAGUCGCAGUUCUAAACCUGCAGUCUCGGCAGCUCUCUGGCUCCAUUUCGGAACACAUUGGCAAUCUCAGCUUUCUGGUAGAGCUGAAUCUCAUCAACAACAGCUUCAGUAAUGGGAUCCCGCCUGAAAUUGGCCGCCUUCACAGAAUGCAGCGUCUGUUGGUCUUCAAUAACUCUUUAAGCGGCGUGAUUCCAUCCACCAUCUCGGGAUGCUCGGCUCUCACUGUAUUUCAUGCAGCAAACAACAAGCUGGCGGGAGAGUUGCCAAUGCAAAUUGGCAACUUGAAAAAGCUCCAACAGCUUAUUGUGCCUGUCAACGGUCUAACGGGAAGCAUCCCUCCCUCUUUUGGCAACUUGUCAUCUCUUCAAAGAUUUGUACUAGGAAACAACCGCUUCAGUGGAAUCGUACCUGAUGCUCUUGGGCGAUUGAAAAGCCUUCGUGUUCUUCUGAGAAGCUUAGAUGUGGCUUUUAACCAUUUCACUGGCACCGUUCCAGCUUCCUUAUCAAAUGCAUCCAAUUUGGUUUUCCUUCAACUGCAAGUCAACAAUUUUACAGGUGCCAACAAAAUAUCAGGAAACCUUCCAAGUGGAAUACAAAACCUUGUCAGCUUGCAGAGGUUCGAGGCAUCUUAUAACAAUCUCUCAGGUACAAUUCCUUCCGCCAUCUGGAACAUUCGAACUUUAGAGUGGUUGGAUUUAGCUAGCAAUAGCAUCUCGGGAUCUGUUCCGCAGUCUAUUGGAAACCUGACCAGAUUAAAUAGACUGAGGUUGGCAAGAAACCAGCUACAGGGAGAAAUUCCUGCAGCUAUUGAAAAUUGCAAAGAUUUAAUAGCUUUGGACCUUUCCGACAACAAUCUUAGUGGUGUCAUCCCCCCACAAAUCAUGCGUCUUUCUUCCUUGUCACUUCUCUUAAACUUGUCUCAUAAUCAGUUUACUGGCAUCCUUCCCUAUGAAGUGGGAAGCCUCACCAACUUAGAAACUUUGGAUCUAUCUCAUAACAUGUUAUCAGGCAACAUACCAGGUAGUCUAGGCAGUUGUGUCAGACUGGAGUUGCUGAACUUGCAAAACAAUCUCAUGCAGGGGGCUAUCCCUUCUUCUUUAAGUUCGGUCAGAGGUGUUCGGAUAUUAGAUAUAUCAGGGAACAACUUAUCUGGGCAAAUUCCAAAAUUUUUGGAGGACUUCACCCAGCUCCAACUUCUAAACAUGUCCAGUAACAAUUUUGAGGGUCAAGUGCCAGAAGGCGGAGUUUUCAAGAGUGCCAGUGUGGUUUCAAUUACAGGGAACAACAAGCUUUGUGGGGGUAUUGCUGAACUUCAUCUUCCAGCAUGCCAAUUUAACCAGCCGGGAAGGAGAUUGAGCCGUAAAUGGAAGAUUCUCAUAUCAACAAUCUCUAGUCUUCUUUUUGUGUCCUUCACGGCAACUUGCUUGCUUCUUUGUCUAAUGAGGAAGAGAAGAAAAGAGCAUGUAGAUUCUUCCACAAGUGAUCCACCCUUGCAACCAUCUUAUCAAAGGCUCCACAAAGCAACAAAUGGCUUUUCCUCGGCAAACUUGAUUGGCAUAGGAAGCUUUGGUUCUGUAUACAAGGGAGUCAUGGAUGAAAAUGGAGCAACUGUUGCUAUAAAAGUGUUCAAGCUUGAGCGCCGGGGAGCUUCUAAGAGUUUCAUUGCAGAAUGUGAAGCUCUGAGAAAUAUCAGACACAGGAAUUUGGUGAAGAUAGUAACAGCCUGCUCAAGCGUGGAUUAUCAUGGGAAUGAUUUCAAAGCUCUCAUAUAUGAGUUCUUUGCUAAUGGUAGCCUAGAAGAAUGGCUCCAUCAUCCAGUGCAGAGAACUGGCCACCUUCCAAGAAGCUUGGAUUUCCUCCAGAGACUAAACGUCGCGAUCGAUGUAGCUUCAGCACUUGAUUAUCUCCAACACCAAUGCCAAACGCCCAUAGUUCAUUGCGAUCUCAAGCCGAGCAAUGUUCUUCUUGAUGAUGACAUGACAGGACAUGUGGGUGAUUUCGGGCUAGCAAGAUUCCUUUCAUCACUUGACAAACGCUCCUUUGAAGGGCGGACUAGCUCGGUUGGAGUGAGGGGAACUGUUGGCUAUGCUCCUCCAGGUAAACAUUUCUGA
Molecule: messenger RNA, 5349 nt
Organism: Linum tenue
Lineage: Eukaryota; Viridiplantae; Streptophyta; Magnoliopsida; Malpighiales; Linaceae
Source: the annotation of a GenBank genome assembly